CUCACGCGCGUACUGUGUACUGACGUAGUACCAAUCAGCCUUGCCAACUCAAACCCUUCUCAGGCGUUGUUGUUGACACCACGUUGCCUGUCACGAGGCUUGUCAUUGUCGCACCAACAUGAUCCGCACCGGCAGGACCGAGGGUUGGCUCAAGCAACCAAUCGAGACGCUUCCAACAUGGGCAACCUUCCAUGGCGUUUCCUUCAAUGGCAUCAAGAUCGGUCCAUUGCCGGGUUUUGAAGACAGGGGUUCCACUGUCAUUGCGGACCGUGAACUGGAAGGGGGCAAAGUGGAGCCUCUGCUCGUCGUCCCUAAAGAGCUUAUUAUUUCACGGCAGAACAUCGAGCUGCUCGCCAAGUCUGAUCGUCACUUACGCGAGGUUCUCGAUGCUACAGCAGACUUUGGAAGAACGACCAGAGGUGCGGUGUUGAUUUUCCUUCUUGUGCAAGCCACCAUCUGCUGUCCACACAUCAAAGACGUAGGCCUUCUGAACCCUCUGACCGAAUACACGAAGUAUCUCCCUGACGAGCUUCUACCGACCUUCUGGUCAGAGGAAGAGCAGGAGCUACUUACAGGGACCACUCUACAGCCCGCAGUUCGUGCGAAGCUGAACAGCUUGCUGCGUGAAUUCGAACUCGUACGAACGGCUACUGAAAACAUUGAUUGGUGUGCCAAGUACUGGUGGCAUGAAGACAACGGCCUGGUCACCUUCGAUGACUGGAUGUGUGUGGAUGCAAUGUACCGUUCUAGAGCCCUAGAGUUCCCAGGUGUGGGUGAUUGCAUGUGUCCGUGUGUCGACAUGGCAAAUCAUGCUUCGGGCGACGCUACGGCUGCUCUCUACGAAACAGAUCAAGACGGAGAUGGCCUGCUCCUGCUGAGGGAGGGUAAAAGGAUAGGCAGAGAAGGAGAGAUAUCAAUCACUUACGGUGACGACAAAGGAGCGUGUGAGAACAUUUUCUCCUACGGCUUUCUGGAAGACUCUAUGACUUCGGCAAGGGUCAUGUUUCUGGACCUAGACAUACCAGACGACGAUCCUCUGCGCCCUGCUAAGAUGUUCAUAUCUACGGCUGCACCAGGCUUUCGCCUCUUCGAAAAGGCAGGAGACGUUGAAUGGGAGAGCGACUUCAUAUGGCUCGUAAUUGUGAACGAGGAGGACGGGCUCGACUUCAAAGUGAGACAGACCGUUGACGGCAAGCGUGAGAUCCAAGCUCUCUGGAAAGACGACGAGCUGCACGAUACUAGCAAAAUCCGGCAAUACUUGCAUGAGGAUCCUUUGUGGGAAGUGUACCAGCUGCGAGCAGCAGUACUGCUGCAAGGCCGUGUGGAAGAGCAAAUCGAAACCUUGAACAAGGUAGGGACUCCUCAGAGAGAGACAUCGAUACGGGAGACACCAUGGCGCCUUGCGGAGCGGUUGCGUGCUUUGGAACUGAACAUGCUUGAAAGAGCUAUGGAAGCCUUUGAACGCCAGAAGUCGAGACUCCUUGAGUCAUCAGCCGUUCAGCAGUACUUGGGAUUGGGCGUUGAAGAUGAAGAGGUGGACUUCACUUGAGUCCACAAGUAGCAUACAGUGUAAGGGGCUCUUUUGGCCUUAUUUCACGUUGUUAGAGAGCGACGAUUGAACCGUCGCCUACAAUCAAUAGCGCGAAUUGCUUUCUCACGAGCCUCUACAACGACCGACAUCUUAGAGGUGUUGUCAACUUAUCACAAGGACUGCCAGCUCUCGGUCGCUCCGUGCUAGCUUAUUAUUGCGACAAGCACUGACUUGCAACUCGAUUGGGAAAGCAUCAGUUGCACGCGAUAGACACACGACCGUGUACAACUCAAUACAGCUCAGUGAUUGCAAUUACACCCA
Molecule: messenger RNA, 1852 nt
Organism: Boeremia exigua
Lineage: Eukaryota; Fungi; Ascomycota; Dothideomycetes; Pleosporales; Didymellaceae
Exons: 4
Coding region: 119-1549 (476 amino acids)
Biological process (GO): peptidyl-lysine monomethylation
Cellular component (GO): nucleus
Molecular function (GO): protein-lysine N-methyltransferase activity
Source: RefSeq, a predicted model, not a curated record